AUGGAAAAAGACACAUACCUGGGUAUUGUGUGUGCUGUGGUCUCUGCAAUUACCUUUGGAUCCACCUAUGUCCCUUUACAAUGGUUUCAUAAAGGAGAUGGUUUGUAUUUUCAAUGGGUCCAGUCCCUGGGACAACUUUUGGUUGGGGUUAUUGUAGCUCUGACUACUACACCAGCACCAAUACAUCCCAUAGCCAUGCUGAGUGGGAUGUUUUAUUCAAUUGGUAGGGAACUCUCUAACUGUCUCAUCAUGGAUGGGAUAGGACUGGCAAUUGGGUAUUUAUUGUGGAAUACUGUAACUUGUGUCGUCGGUUGGGCUGUCACACGUUUCGGCCUAUUUGCCAACCCCCAUCAAUAUCCAAAAUCCGACUGGUUGAAUAUUUUGGGUGUGGUUACUGUAUGUGUGGGCGGUGCCAUCUACGCCCCAAUUAAGCAUGUCCCAUCAAAAGUUCGUCCAGCUCCAUGGAGUUUAGAAGAGGAUUAUAAUAAGGAUUCAUUGGUAACUAAAGAGGUAAUCGCCUACCCAAUCCUCUCCAAAGCGCCUGGAAUCAUUGUCAGCUUAUGGGCAAUUUUUCUAUUCAAAGAAAUUCAAGGCAAAAAAGAUAUUAUCCAAUUAUACAUUGGAAUCGGUGUCACUUUACUUGGAAUCGCUUUUAUUUCUCUGUCAAAAGUCGAAUUUUGA
Molecule: messenger RNA, 681 nt
Organism: Caenorhabditis briggsae
Lineage: Eukaryota; Metazoa; Nematoda; Chromadorea; Rhabditida; Rhabditidae
Exons: 4
Coding region: 1-681 (226 amino acids)
Biological process (GO): carbohydrate transmembrane transport
Cellular component (GO): membrane
Molecular function (GO): carbohydrate transmembrane transporter activity
Source: RefSeq, a predicted model, not a curated record